CAUGGCUGCCGUCGCGUUGCGCACGGAGGAGCUGCGAAGGUGAAGUUGGGAAAGGUGACAGUGCACAGCCGAGGAAGCUACUGAAUUACCGCAGAGAAAGAGGUUUAAAUAUGCGUGAUCGGCCGGUCAGCUGAAGGUGUGGACACGGACACUCAAAGGCCUCACCGUUCAUUCUGGAACAUCACUGUUGAGGCGCUUGCAAAUGGGGAUGGGCCCAGUGUUCCGGCACUGCCCCUGUCUGCGGCCUGCCCGGGAGGAAGUCCGGGUCCUGGACUAUGCCCACCAUGGCCUAGAGGACGUGCCCUCAGAGGUGUUCAACUACGAGCGCACUCUUGAGGAACUAUAUCUUAAUGCCAACCAGAUCAAAGACCUACCCAGGCCACUAUUUCACUGCCAUGGACUAAGAAAAUUGAAUCUAAGUGAUAAUGACAUUCAAACUCUACCUCCAGCUAUAUCUUCACUUGUCAGCCUAGAAGAACUAGACAUUAGCAAAAACAAUGUGAUAGAAAUUCCCGACAACAUCAAAGGUUGCAAAUGCCUGGCCAUAGUAGAAGCAAGUGUGAACCCAGUGGGAAAACUUCCUGAAGGCUUUACGCAGCUCAUAAAUAUAGAACAACUUUACCUUAAUGACACGUUCCUGGAAUAUCUUCCUGCAAAUUUUGGGAGGUUGUCAAAGUUAAAAAUUUUGGAGCUGAGGGAAAACCAUCUGAAGGUUCUUCCCAAAUCCAUGGCUCGCUUAACGGAGCUGUCCCGCCUCGACAUUGGCCAGAACGACUUUACAGAGUUGCCUGAAGUGAUCGGUAGCCUCCCCAGCCUGACUGAGCUCUGGUGUGACAGUAACAGGCUGACGUCUUUACCUUCAAACAUGGGGAAUCUGGUUAAGCUCACCUACCUGGAUGCCAGCCGGAAUCGCAUAUCUUUUAUUGCUGAUGAAAUUGAGAACAUGACAAUGCUCUCUGAUCUCACACUCACCACAAAUAAGCUGCAAAAGAUUCCAGAGACACUCGGCUUUUUGCAGAAUCUCGCAACAUUGCGCCUUGAUGACAAUCAUUUAGCAACAUUGCCUGAUAGCAUUGGACAGCUGUCCAAACUCGAAGAGCUCAUCAUUAACAGCAACGAGAUAGACUCACUGCCUUCGACGAUCGGACUUCUUCGAAACCUGUCGAUACUCAUGGCUGAUGACAACCUGCUGGAGGACCUUCCACCAGAAAUUGGGAGCUGCUCCAAACUCCGUGUCCUGUCCCUGCGAGACAACCGGCUGUGUAAUGUGCCGGAUGAGCUGGGUCAUCUGUCCAGCCUGCGGGUUGUGAACCUGAGCGGGAACCAGCUGAGACACCUGCCAGUCAGCCUCGCCAAGCUUGGAGGGCUCCAUGCGCUUUGGCUGUCCCAGAACCAGACAAAGCCUUUGGUGCUGCUGCAGUCAGACAUAGACCGUGAAACGGGGCAACGUGUACUGACCUGCUUUCUUCUGCCACAAGAAUCAUCAGCUGCCCACCCAGAUAAGCCUAAUGCCGUUGUGAAUGAAAGCGAUGCUGUGCCCAGUGAACGGAGAGGCACCAUCACUUUUGCCUUUGACACUGAUGUGGAUCGACCGGGUCGUCUCGUCCGUUCACCAACUCCUUACCCCAAAGAACUGAAGGCACGCGCACGGCAUGUGAGAAAUCUUCGUAGGCAGAUGAAUGGUGAUGUGGUUAGUGCUGGACAUGUUGUCGUGUCACAGCCGACGUCUCGCUUGGAGGGUUUCGGCAGGGGUGAAGCACCAGGCACCGAAAAGCAGCCACCAGAAGUGGUGGUUCGUGAGGCUAAAAUUGUACAGCCCGUAUCACCAUCAGGGAACCCUGAUUUGGCUCAGGUGCAUGCCGACAGGCCUCACGAGCCUUGCUUAUUAAGGCACCAGCAGGACAUUAACAUCGUGCCCGCUGAAAGCUUUGCCUGUCACCAACCCACUCAAAGCUCGUUUGCAACAAACAACAACAUCUCAAUGUGCACUGACCUAGAAACCGUCGGGGCUGUAGCGAGCCCAUCGCCCAGCCCGGUACCACACAUUAGCACCCACAACCUUGCCACGCCUUCCGAGCUUUAUGUGAAUCAGCAAACCCCAGCCGGGCUGCAUGUAGCCAGUGCAGAGCACGUCUACCUCCAUCAUCAACAUCACCCAGCUUCACCGCAUCUUUCUUCAGCAGCAGUAACAGCAGCAGCUCAAGUGUCACAGGGAUCAGUACCACCUGUUGCCACUAUGCACAGCUUGUCAGCACCGCAGUACAGCAACACACUACAUCCACAUCAUGCAAACAUGCCACCACCACCUCGCAGCCCUGUGGCUUCUUGGGAUCACGUACGGCACCAGCAGCAACAGCAGUACAGUGGGGACAUAGCAGAGUUGCCACCAGGUCACACGAUAGCAUCAUCACCCCAACGCAUUCCACGGCGCCAGUUUGAGAAGUACCCCCCCUCAUCAAGAGCCAGCCUUGCAGAGAAGUUCCAACACCGGCUCGUCUCGGAAGACUCGCAAGAACAAUUAGGCUAUAAGAGUGAUCAGGAAACCUACGUUCAGCCGACACGACCUCUUUCAGCUGCUUAUCACGAUGGCUACUCCAGCGAUUGGGACACAGUGACUUUGCCCAGAGGCCACUCCAUAUCCCACCCCCCCGACAGCAGUGUUCAGUACUUUCGUGGGGUACCCUGCUCUCCAGUAAGAACACUACCACGUCGAGGUUCGAGUCCUGUGUCACCCAGAGUUAUGUCGAGGUCACCACGCAAAGUUGUGGGGUCACCAGUUCAGACCUACACAGUUCAAGCACCACACCCUUUGAAGCCUGUAGCUGGGAUGACCGAUGUACCUGCCUUGUACCUCUUGCCCGAAUACUAUGGGGAUGUAAGGACUUCAAAGGAAGGCUACAGCUUGCCAGUGCGUCGCAGUCCACAACCUGAAUGGGGACCAGCCUCCGAGAGGUUAGCACCGCAUGCUGAAAGCGAAGACCUUCCACCAUCCCAGUCAAGCUCCUCACUUUCAUCAUCCCUGUGUCUGCCGAGCGAGGACCCAUGUAGCCUGACCUCAGAGGGUGUCACUCCAGAAGGUGGCCCUGCCCCUGGCACUCCCUGCUUCAGGGUAGCCCAGGAGCAAUGCGAGCAGCCAGCGCCGCCUUUGCCCCCACGGCCCCGAGCACAUUCGGGUGAGGCCAGUGCGACAGCUCCAACACCACCACCGAAACCUGAGUUCUUGCUCCAGCGAAGUGUCUCCAAUCGCUCAGCGCAUUCACAGGAGCACCAGAAUGAGAUCGUCCUGGACAAAGGGUCAGAUGCAGAUUUCGUUCUGGAAAACAGGCCAACAUCACCGGGUGUAUUUGUAAAGGAAGUCAACCCGCAAGGAUCAGCAGCAGGAAAGCUACAGGUUGGGGACAAAAUACUGAAGGUGGAUGACUUAGAUGUGUCUAACGCCGAGGUUAAUUAUGCCCUGGGAGCACUUGUCAGUGCUGGUUCCAAAGUCAGGCUUACCCUGCUGCGACAGCAAUGACAGUAGAACCGCUUAUGAAUGCCCCCAUGCAGUGGUCAUCACUUUGACUCUUCAUCAGAACAUUCUGGAAUCGCUACUGAACAGUGGCAACAUUUGUACAUGAAAACCUGCUGGCACAAGCUCAACAAUGAACAAAUGCAACUUCUGCCCCCCUUUUUUUCCCUCACCAUCUCACGUGGGUUCUACUUCUGUUUCAAACAUUCAAGAACAUUUGCAAAAGCUGCUGGCAUCUGCUGUGCGUUCAUGGAAAGUGGCAUACUGUUGUGAGGUGGUGCACAGCGUGACAUGCCAUGUGCCGUCAUGGUGGAGGUGCUUUCUUUGACGUUUGUCCACGACGUACCUGACCGGUGUUCAUACAGUUUGGAAAAUGCAUUUUGUGCAAGACUGCUGCAUUCCGGGACUGGGUUGUUGAGCGCUAUUUACCUAAAGGACCCUUAAAGCAAGCUCAUGAGAGGGAGACAAAGAUUGUAGUGUUGUCGCAUGAACUUUAAAUGUGUGAGAGCUUGGUUGCGCUGAUGUGGCAUAUCUCUGGACAUGGCCUGUUCUUGGAGAGGAGCAAGGUUGCUGCUUGCAAACAUGCUUUACUACCUUUUCCUUCUUUCUUUCUUUUUCCCCUCUCUUAAAAUGAUGUUUAAGAGUUUCUUUAAAUUCGUGUUGCCUCUAGUUAGCUUGUGUGUUGAACACUGCUUGUAAAAGUUUGGGUACACAUUCUUCUCUGGGGCAGUUAUCUUUUCCUUAACUUGUUACAGAAGUGAAUCAGACUUAAGAUACAGCUGAAUGGCGCAGGAUGGUCACUGGGGAUUUCUGUUUUAAAGCCAUGCCUACCUCUCUGAAUCUCGUCACACAAUGGGAUAGAGCAGGGUGACCAGUUCAGUUUAAUACAAGCAAAUCUGGACCGGUUGUUUUGUUUUUGCUGCAUCUUUUUGGGCUUGUCAGCAGGUAAGCUCUUGUACACCCAAAAUUGGUCUAUUUAACGUAUAGUUUUGCAUUUGGCUAGGUGCCUUUCACACAGUCAGACCUACAACUCUCAUCAGGAAUGGACAGCCCAAAACUAUAGUGUAAGAUAGAGUUGUGAUCAGCGAUGAUAGGUAGUUUCUCGCCAUUCUUCCUUACAGUUUGUAACAAAGUGAUCCUUUUCCCAUACCAUGCAGUAAAACAUGAUUUAAAAACUUAAUAUUUCUAAUUGAAACAAGGUGUGGUUUAAAUAGAUUCCCUCACUAAAAUAUUCCACAUGGUCUAGGCUGCUUUUGAACAAGCCAUGCCACUUAUUUAGGCUUGUUUUGAAGGGUCUAUCCACUUGUUAGCCCUAAGAGAGAGAGAGUAAUGAUGCAUAGAAAGGCAAGGAGGUGAACCAGAGGUAGUUCCGAUUAGCUCUAAUUUGCCUGGUCACCCUGGUAUAUACCACCAAAAAAUCCAUGCAAUUUGUGCUUACAUAUUGAUGCAAUGCAUGUUCAUUACUAGAGCAAUGCAGUAAAUGGUGUGCUCUCCUGUUUUCAUUGUUACCAAAACUCAUAUUCUGAUGCAAUAUAUCACUUGUGCAGUAAGCUGUAUUGUAUGCUCACAGGAAACUUGAAUGCUCUGUCUGUAGCCAUUGUGCAGUUGUUCUGUCUAGAUAGCUUUGGAUAUCAAGCGGGAGUCAUUUUUUGCAAGUCUCCCAGUCACACACCCAAGUUUCCUGCUGAUUUGGGAAGUUUUUGGCAUUUACUUCUUUGUACUCUUUGAUGGCAUUAGCAACUUUGUUAGCACUCUUUUGUCGUCAUGCAACCUGUACAUAAGACGGUAUAGCAUAUUUGCAUUAUGUAAUAACUUGAGCUGUGUCAUGCUACUUCAUUUUACACUACUUUGUGUUUCUGUUCAAUGCCAAGCAAAAUGGAAGGUUUCAAAGCCAGGUGAAAUUUAUUUUCAUUUGCACUUGGUACUCAACAGUCUUCAUUUAUCAGCAUCCCGGUAAUGCUUUAUUUUGUUUGUUUGUUUGUUUGUUUUUUGUUUGUGCUAAAUUGAGAAACAGCUUCUUUCUUUUCUGAUUUCCUUUUGAAUGUGUAUUAUUUAUAUAUUAUUUAUUUCAACCUUUAAAAUACUCAUGGCUACAGUGAACACAAGGAGUGAGCACUUAUCACGACAAUUCAACAAGAGCAAGCUGUAAUUAAGCCUGUGGCUUGUAACAUGCUCAAGUGUGCAUGAGAUAAUCCAAAAGGUCGAGUUAUUUAUCUGCUUUUAUCUUGUUUUUCCCAUUUUGCUGUUAACUAUGUUUUAGUGGACAGUUUAAGCUUCUGUUUAGCGUUUUUUGCAUAGGAAGGGGUGGUCACUUGUCAUGGGGGAGAGUCGUUAUUGGUCCGACUGUACUCAAGAAAAUUGAAAAAUAUGGUGGUUUAUACUCUGGCGAAAUUAUAAUAAUGUUUCACAAAUGCAGCAAAAUAUAUGCAUUAGCGCUGCUGCUGCAUAUAUAGAACAAUUUGCUGGCAUGUUUAGAGUCUGUUAAAGCUAUAGGCUAAACGAAACCUACUCAUUGCUGGAGUUGCACUCAUAUGUUUGCUGUAUGUGUGUAUUGUUAGAAACUUGCAUUAUAGGAACAUUUCGCAAAGCUUUUUGCUUGUCAAAAUGUGUUGUUGCAUGUUGCAGUGGUGUAAUGUUUCUGUUACACAUACAUCUGAUGCAGUCAAAGCAUCAGCCGUCGAUGAACCCUUCUUCAGUACAUUGCAAUGUUCCAGUUGCUGCGCAUUACUAUGACCUCAAAGCUCAACUUCAACGACAGACUCAUAGCUUUAGUUAGUGUGUGUGGUUGGCACCCUGACAUGCAAACGUCAGUGAACAUAUCAUACGGAGGGCCUGUCAUGCAAGUGUUUGUGAUACAAAAUACCACUAGAGAGGUCUCCGCCUUGAAUUUGCUCAGUCGUUUACGGGUGAAUGAAAGUCCGGGUGAGAGAGAAACUCGAGGGGAAAUGCUUGUGUGACAUUGCCUUAUUCGCCAGACAUGACUCACUAGAGGAGUGCACAGACACGCCUCGAUUUCUGGUGUGCAACUAAAUUGUCGUGUUGCUUGAAGAGCUUAGUUUAAAAGCACAGUAUCAAAGAGCUUAGAGAGCAUAUAUUAGACAUGCAUUUAUCGAAAGUGUUAUUUGAUAAGGAAUGUAACACCCGAGCUGCUUGCUCAUGUUUUCGUUUCACCUUUUCUAGUUGCAAGGCGAGUAAGCAAAGCUCGGCGUAUUCAUACGAACUAGCAGAGGUUGUGUCAUCACUUGACUGUUUACGACAGUGCUGCCUUAAGCUUUACUUAAGGUCAACUGAGUGCUGGCAGCUUUCCAGAGAAUUAAGAUCUUUGGAACCAAGGCUGCGUGUUAUGCGAACAAAAUGUUUGUACAGGUUUCACUUCCUGUCACAUGAAGUAGAAGUGUAUUUUUAAUAAUUAGGUGUUUCUAUAGCUGCAGUGAACAAAAAGAGCUCCGGUGUGUGCCUCGAUCAGUGUACACUACAGUAGAUGUUGCCAGGUUAGUUGGGCAGUGUUCUAACUUGCUGUGUGCUGUUCCUUGUUCUGCCAGCAUCACAGCUGUAUGAACGUUGACCCUGGUUGAAUUCAGGCUUUCGAAGUUCAAACACCGUGUUCAUGUUCAUAGUGUUUCUUAUACACACCUCGUUGAAUGACUUACGUAGGAUGCGCGUUUAUUAUGGCGUCACUCUCACACUAACUUCAAUGAAAUCCCAUAUUGGAAUCACUUGUUUGUAAUUAUAAUGUUUGUACAUAGUGCAUUAGUGCACGCACAAAUGCUUACACUCACUCAAGAUUGUGUUGAUGCUCACUUUGUUGUUUUUUUGCCCCCUUGUUGACUUUGUUUAUUUGUUAUUCUCUAUCUGGUGUGUGAUUUAAUUACCACUGGCACUUGUAUAUUUUGACCUGAUUGUACAUGCUGCAAUGUGUACUCUCUCAAUAACGAGUUACAACAGCAAAUAAAUUGGUGGUUUGUGA
Dermacentor albipictus is the source of this 7475-nucleotide messenger RNA. RefSeq names its product leucine rich repeat containing protein 7 lap1 (gene Lap1). Gene Ontology annotation, molecular function: protein binding. Gene Ontology annotation, biological process: receptor clustering; embryo development; neurotransmitter receptor transport postsynaptic membrane to endosome. Gene Ontology annotation, cellular component: basolateral plasma membrane; adherens junction; postsynaptic density. The record is from RefSeq and is a predicted model, not a curated record. NCBI's taxonomy places the organism in Eukaryota, Metazoa, Arthropoda, Arachnida, Ixodida, Ixodidae.